AUGCUGAGCACAAGGCAUACAGAUGUAAGUUUAAUCCAGGCAACGGCCAGAGCUGGGGAAGUGAAUAUGGGGUUGCCCUUUUGCUAACAUUCUGUAGUUUCCAGGAGAUUAUUUAGGACCCAGAGCAGCUGUCAAGGUGGGCUUCGCGGGAGAGAUGAAAACCUCCUGGAACUGUCUGUCAUGUUUUAUCCUCUCCAUUUCUUUGCGUGGAUCUAUGCGUUUCCACUCUUGAAGCUCAGAAGCAAGAGGUGUUAUCUCUUGCACUGAGCUCAGCUUAAAACGGAAAUUGCAAGACUCUAUAUCUGCUCGCCAGCUCCUGAUGAUCUCUGAUAUAGAGAUAAAGCGAGAGGAGGACCCCUGGAUGAAUCAAGGAAAAACUUGCUGGGGCUAACUCACACAACCCCUGCUUUUUUUGAGCUGUGAUUUGUAGAAAUUUUUUUUUUUUUUCUUUUAAUCCCUAAAUUGUGCUGGAUUUGCGUUUUUUUGUAUUUGUCUGCAGUGAUUCCUAAUUUGUUUCUCAAACCAGCGGAGGCAGAGAUGCUGUAAUUUUGUGCUUGGAUUUGGACUUCCUUUGAGAGGAUUUAGUUUUCACCUGAUCAGCGGUCCUUCAGCGUUUGAAUACAUUCUGUUCUGCCCUCCCACUUCUCUGCAGUCCUUUUUUUUUCUUAUUAACCAUUGUGAUUUGGUCAGUGACUUUAUCGCAACUUCAUCAGACACAGUUUUUGAGGUCGGAUUAACAUCCUACAGACUGAACAGUGUCACACUCUUCAGUGGAUCCUCAGACUUUCCACCUCUGGGACUAUCUGCGAGUGUGACAGAUCCAAGAUGCAGGUGUCACUAGUGUGCACGGACCAUCGUGGGGGGGUGAGCCGCACCACGGAGGACCGGCUAAACCGACAGAACGCUAACAGCCCCAACACAGGCACCCGCAGCAAGUUCAGAGCUGUGGCGAUGGUGGCUCGCAGCCUCGGACAACUCUCUGUUCAGAGUGUGCCUACCUCCAGCGAGCAAAGCAUGAGGACUGGCAUGAAGUAUCGAAACCUUGGGAAGUCGGGCCUGCGGGUGUCCUGCCUUGGAUUAGGAACAUGGGUGACGUUUGGCGGACAGAUAACGGAUGAGAUGGCAGAGCAGCUGAUGACUCUGGCGUAUGAAAAUGGCAUCAAUCUGUUUGACACAGCGGAGGUCUACGCUGCUGGAAAGGCAGAGGUGGUGCUCGGAAACAUCAUAAAGAAAAAAGGAUGGAGACGUUCAACUCUGGUGAUAACAACAAAGAUCUUCUGGGGUGGAAAAGCUGAGACUGAAAGAGGUUUAUCCCGAAAACACAUUAUAGAAGGUUUAAAGGCCUCUCUAGAAAGACUGCAGUUAGACUAUGUGGACGUGGUGUUUGCAAAUAGACCGGACCCUAAUACACCCAUGGAAGAAACAGUUCGAGCAAUGACCCAUGUGAUAAAUCAAGGCAUGGCCAUGUACUGGGGAACAUCCCGCUGGAGUCCAAUGGAAAUAAUGGAAGCAUACUCUGUGGCGCGACAGUUCAACCAGAUUCCUCCCAUUUGUGAGCAGGCUGAGUACCACAUGUUUCAGAGAGAGAAGGUGGAGGUGCAGCUACCUGAACUCUUUCACAAGAUAGGUGUGGGGGCCAUGACAUGGUCACCACUGGCCUGUGGGAUCAUCUCAGGGAAAUACGACGGCAGGGUGCCUCCCUACUCUCGGGCCUCUCUGAAGGGCUACCAGUGGUUGAAGGACAAGAUCUUGAGCGAGGAGGGCCGGCGUCAGCAGGCGAAGUUGAAAGAGCUGCAGGCAAUCGCGGAGCGGCUGGGCUGCACUCUGCCCCAACUCGCCAUCGCGUGGUGCCUACGGAACGAGGGGGUGAGCUCAGUCCUUCUAGGAGCGUCCAACACCGACCAGCUGAUGGAGAACAUAGGAGCGAUACAGGUUCUUCCAAAGUUGUCAUCCUCCAUCACACAUGAGGUGGACAGCAUCCUGGGGAACAAGCCGUUCAGUAAAAAGGACUACCGCUCUUAACACGAAGCACAGCCCCGCCCGGCAGGGCUGCACCCGGGCUACAGCAGCGCCCCACCUUUGCCUGAUCCUCUGUUUGCUUGAGCUUUUACUAAGUGAGACCCUGGCGCAUGAGUCUGGCCACACCAAGGCCACGCAGGGCACCUCAUUUAGAGGGAUAAGAUAAGAAAAAAGGGGAAAAAAUACAGUCACCUCCACAGGAAAUGAAAGGAUUGACAAAGAAAGACAAGUGGAUGAGGGAUAUGCGCUCAUACCUAAAUCAGUUAUAUACAUUCAAUUCAGCUGAAGGUAUUUUAAAACCAUAGAGAAAGAUUACUUUAAAAAAAAAAAAUAAGCACACGCUUGCUUGGCAGCCAGAAUUCUUUUUUGUUUGUUUGUUUUUCCAAAGAUGAUUGCAACUAAAAGGAAGAUGAAGUUCAUACUGUAUGGAUAGACAAGAACUACA
Molecule: messenger RNA, 2464 nt
Organism: Hippoglossus stenolepis (Pacific halibut)
Lineage: Eukaryota; Metazoa; Chordata; Actinopteri; Pleuronectiformes; Pleuronectidae
Gene: kcnab2a
Product: potassium voltage-gated channel subfamily A regulatory beta subunit 2a
Exons: 14
Coding region: 826-2022 (398 amino acids)
Biological process (GO): regulation of potassium ion transmembrane transport; transmembrane transport; regulation of action potential
Cellular component (GO): cytoplasm; voltage-gated potassium channel complex; membrane
Molecular function (GO): transmembrane transporter binding; potassium channel regulator activity; voltage-gated potassium channel activity
Source: RefSeq, a predicted model, not a curated record